Apis mellifera (honey bee) is the source of this 1130-nucleotide messenger RNA. Its product is annotated as nitric oxide synthase-interacting protein homolog. Gene Ontology annotation, cellular component: nucleus. Lineage: Eukaryota; Metazoa; Arthropoda; Insecta; Hymenoptera; Apidae. Gene Ontology annotation, molecular function: ubiquitin protein ligase activity. The transcript is spliced from 5 exons. Bases 158 to 1027 code for a protein of 289 amino acids. The record is from RefSeq and is a predicted model, not a curated record.
AGAUGGCGUCGUAUCAUCGUAUUAUAUUGCCAAACAACAUUUUGCCUCUCCAGUCAAAUUUCAGUUUAUUGUUUCACUUCACACAACUCUUAAAUACGAAAUGGAUGUGUGUUAAACACAUUUUAAUUAGAUUUAAUUGAAAUAAAAUAAAGAAAAGAUGACGCGACACGCGAGAAAUUGCACAGCUGGAGCUGUUUAUACAUAUCAUGAAAAAAAGAAAGAUGCAGCAGCCUCGGGUUAUGGUACAAAUACGCAAAGAGUAGGAAAAGAUUCCGUUAAAGAUUUUGAUUGUUGUUGUCUGACGUUACAACCUUGUAGAAAUCCUGUCAUUACAAAAGAUGGCUACUUAUUUGACAAAGAAGCAAUAUUGGAAUAUGUUCUAACCAAAAAGAAAGAGUAUGCAAGAAAAUUGAAAGAGUAUGAAAAACAAAAACAACAAGAAGAGGAACAAUCUAAUGAAAAAAGUGCCAACGAAGAAUUACAAAAGUUGCAAAAUUUUUUAAAAGGAGAGAAAAAUAUCGUUUCCAGAAGUCAAACUGUAGCCAAAGAACCUACAUCUUCAGUUUCUAAUAUGAGCAAUGGUAAAGAUAAGAUGCUACCAAGUUUUUGGAUUCCAUCUAAAACACCAGAAGCAAAAGAAACUAUGGUACAGAAACCAGAUAAAACAAUCUAUUGUCCUGUUAGUGGAAAACCAUUGAAAAUAAAGGAUUUAAUUUCUGUGAAAUUUACUGAAGUAAAAGAUCCAGAUGACAAGAAAUCUCUUAUCGUUAAACAAGCAAGAUACAUGUGUCCAAUUACGCAUGAUAUUUUAAGUAACAGUGUACCAUGUGCAGUUAUAAAAACGACCGGUGAUGUGAUUACAAUGGAAUGUGUUGAAAAAAUUAUAAAGAAGGAUUGGAUUAAUCCAUUGGAUAGCACAAAACUAACAGAAGCAGAUAUUAUACCGCUUCAAAGGGGCGGUACUGGAUAUUCAGCUGUUAAUGAUAGCUUAGAAGGUAAACACGAAAGACCCGUGUUACAAGCAUAAUAUAAAUUAAGUAUUGUAAAUUUUAUAAAUACACAAAUUUUGAUGUACAUAAAUGGACUAUGUUAAUGUAAUAAGAUUAUAAUAAAAAAAUGACUCAAAUAUA